CAUGUGUAUAUUCUGGUAAAAUGACCACACCUCUGCGCCUACCUCUUGCAAGAUCGGUACUCUGCACAUCUCGACCACGUCAGUAUCGCAUCAGCAGCUUUUCAAACCUAAAGCAGCUAUCCACCAGUACAUCAGUCAAGAUGCCAGAGCAAUUGAAGCCCGAAGAGGUCAACAGCAAAACCGACCCGUCCGUGUCCAAGCAAUUCGACACUGAGACACCGAAAGACGUCCAAUUUAAGGAACUCUAUGAGCUGAUUGACGGCAAGAAAAUCAGUAUCCUCUCCACGUAUCGUAACUCGGUAGGGCCUGUUGGUCGAUCCAUGGCCGUUGCCCAACGAUCGGGCCCGGAUAUCUUGUAUCUCGCCAACAAGCAUAGCAGGAAAUUCCAGGACCUAGACGCGAACAAAGAGGUGCAGAUCACAUUCCAGGACAGCAAGACACAAGAUUGGAUCAGCAUCUCAGGCACCGCGACAACGACGAGUAAUGACGAUCCACGCAUCAAAGAGCUUUACAGUACUGGUGUCAGCGCCUGGUUUGGGGAUCUCAAGGACGGCGUGCAUGACGGCACGUGGAGGGAUCCGCGAAUGAGUCUGAUCGAAGUCCAGAGCAAGUAUAUCGUUUAUUGGAAGCAGGAGACGUCUUCGCUUGGUUUCCUCAAGGAGGUCGGUACAGCUGCAAUGACUGGCAGCGUCGCACAGACUGGUGUUCAGCGUGAAUUGCUGGAGGAGGAUAUCAAGCAGGAGAGAGUCUAAGGGUAGUCGGCAUUAGUAUAUGAAACAUUCUUCGGCCUGUGGACUCUCAAUUGUGCACAUUUGUAUCACACAUUUCUACCACUCUGCUGUACCAAUA
Messenger RNA from Exophiala oligosperma, 849 nucleotides. RefSeq lists its product as uncharacterized. The record is from RefSeq and is a predicted model, not a curated record. Lineage: Eukaryota; Fungi; Ascomycota; Eurotiomycetes; Chaetothyriales; Herpotrichiellaceae. The coding region runs from base 21 to 752 and encodes 243 amino acids. The transcript has a single exon.